Molecule: messenger RNA, 1650 nt
Organism: Galleria mellonella (greater wax moth)
Lineage: Eukaryota; Metazoa; Arthropoda; Insecta; Lepidoptera; Pyralidae
Product: male-enhanced antigen 1
Exons: 3
Coding region: 520-975 (151 amino acids)
Biological process (GO): spermatogenesis
Source: RefSeq, a predicted model, not a curated record
UACUUGUAAACUAUGUCGAGAUAUAAAAAUACAGUAAAAUAUGAAGGAAGUUAGCAAAACAGAAAAUGGAAUAGAGAAGGGAAAGAUAAAAUAAGCUAAAAGCCCUUUUUUCGUCAUUCGCCUUGUGGCGUAAGCCAAAACGUAAUAAAAAAAUUAUACAAAUUGUAAUUACCUACAGUUCUAUUGAUUUGGCGAAAACAUAUUUGACGUUUGGGUAAAAAUCAACAUCCGCAUGUGCUAACCCAGUAAUUUUGACAUAUCUAAUUGUCUAAGUUUUAAUUCCAGACAAAUUAUCUUUUUGAAGACUAGGCAGCAUGGUCUCCGACCUUAGCCUGUUCCAAACGGAACAAACGUACUAAAAAAAAAAAAAAAAAAAAAUUGUCUAAGUUUUAACUACAUUGAAGUCUAUUUAUUUUCAUAAAUAUUUGUCGCAUUUUUCUUUUCUUUUGCUAUAACGGAGUGAUACAUACUCUUUAUUUGGUUCUCCAGUGUUUAAAGAUAUAUAUAUAUAUAUAUAAAAUGGUAUGUGAAGGUCCAGAUCCCCCAGACAAUAGUCCUCAUGAUAUUACUCCUCCUCCUCGACACGACUUGAUGAUGAACGGGAUUCACGAGGAUAGCGACGAUGAGCAAAACGAAUAUUUUGGUUAUGAACCUUUACCUCAAGGACCUGACACGAUGCAUUCUGAUCAUGAGAGCGACGAAGAAACAGAGAAUAAUGAAGAAAGACUAUCCGUAAACAAUUAUGUUCCUCCAAUAGAGAGUAUGGAUACAACUCUUACUAGAGAAGUUUGGAAUACACCACAUCCAGAAGACUCUAUACAGAUGGAUAAUGAACGUGCCCAACAGGUAAUGUCUGCAAUGGCAAACUUUGCAUUACCACAAACAUCAAUACCUGACUGGGCCAAAAGUAUAACAGAAGAACAAUGGAAGCAGACACUAAAUGACAGGAUAGAAAUACUGAAAAGUAACAGAUAAAAUAACUAAGUUUUUUCUUAAUGUUUAUUUUUAAUUUUAUCAAUAAUAUUAAAAAAAUAUAUUAAAAAAAAUAGUAAUUGAAAUAAUUAUUUAUGAAGCCAUCUUAAGUAUACUCUAUGCCAGAUGCAAAAACAAGUUCUGUGCAAAAUUCUCAAAUUUCCUUGUCAUAUUAUUAUACUAGCUUAUGUUGAAAUUAAAAAGUGAUAAGCUAAUACAAUUUUAAUCUCUAUCUGUAAGUAUACAAUAUGCAAAAAUAUAUAAUUUACAGAUUGGUAAAUAAGAUACCUGGAGUUAAGGGAUUAUGCAGUUGGGUUACAGCUCCUAAUUCAUGUGCUUAAGUACUGUACAUUUUUGCAUUUCCUUAAUUUCUAAGUAAGACAAACUUGUUUGUAAAGAUAAUGAUUUAAUUGAAUCCAUACACUACAAAAAGUGCAAUUUUAUAAUUUACUAAUAAUUUAUUAUUAUAAAGUAUUAAAUAGAAAAUUUAAGGAAGCAUGUCUAUGUUUCAUCUAUUUUUACCAUAAUGUUUCUUACAUUAUGGUAAAAAAUGGGUCUCCUUUUUUAUUACAUUCUAUAGAGAUUAUGGUGUAUAUAUAACCUAGUUAUUAAGUACUUAGUUAUGUAUAUGAUUUGUUAAUCCUACGUAUGAAAAUAAAUGUAUGGCAUAGUAAUGUA